This is a messenger RNA of Haliotis rubra (blacklip abalone), 588 nucleotides long. RefSeq names its product iduronate 2-sulfatase-like. The record is from RefSeq and is a predicted model, not a curated record. Bases 1 to 588 code for a protein of 195 amino acids. Gene Ontology annotation, molecular function: iduronate-2-sulfatase activity. Lineage: Eukaryota; Metazoa; Mollusca; Gastropoda; Lepetellida; Haliotidae. The transcript has a single exon.
AUGAGGGUGAAGACAGCCGUGUUACAGCUGAUACUGAUAGCAUUAGUGGGUGCAAAGAAAAAUGUUUUGUUUCUGGUGUCAGAUGAUAUGAGACCAAACCUCAAUGCCUAUCUGGGUCCAGACAUGCCGUCUCCUGUCCAUCCCAAGAUGCAUACACCUACUCUCGAUGCCUUAGCCAGCAGAUCCCUUGUUCUGAAGAGAGCCUACGUGUCUCAGGCUUUAUGCAGCCCCAGUAGAACUGCCCUUGUUACCAGCAGGCGGCCUGACACUAGUCACAUAUGGGACAUUGGACCUUACUUCCGACAAGUUGGCGGCAAUUUUACUACACUGCCAGAAUACUUCAAGCGUAAUGGCUACCGAACUAUUGGAAUGGGGAAGAUCUUUCAUCCUGGCAGUUCCUCAGGAGGAGAUGAUCCCGUAUCGUGGACGGAUCCAUACUUUCACGCAGAAGACGUUUACAGGGCACAUGAUCACCUUUUAUGUGAUGCAAUAUCAGAGGAAAGAGAGAAGGCCCAACCACUUCAGGAUCAGAUGAUUGCUGACUAUGCAAUAAAAACACUUCAGGAAGUUGCACCUCGAGCAAAGUAA